Messenger RNA from Lingula anatina, 1192 nucleotides. RefSeq lists its product as uncharacterized. Gene Ontology annotation, biological process: central nervous system development; glial cell differentiation; positive regulation of neuroblast proliferation. Lineage: Eukaryota; Metazoa; Brachiopoda; Lingulata; Lingulida; Lingulidae. The record is from RefSeq and is a predicted model, not a curated record. Gene Ontology annotation, molecular function: calcium ion binding. Gene Ontology annotation, cellular component: synapse; perineuronal net.
CGGAUAUAGUGACACUGUUACUUAUAAGUAGUAUUUUGAUGUCUCUGGUGGUUUAUACGUAUCCUGGUCUACGUAACAGUGAGAUGGUUUAAUGCACUUUUGCUACCGGUAAAAGAUGAAUUCGUUCGUGACUUUGUUGUUUUUUGUCUCGUGUGUGAGCACCAGCGCAAUCCCCUCUGUGGUCUUAAGGCCAGAGGUCAAGUUGAUAAACACCAGCUGGACGGUCUACGCUUGCCCGUCAGAUGGCGCUGCCGACGACCAGACGACAGCUUUCGUCCUGCCCGAUGGAAACGGUUACGUACGUCCCAAUGAUGUCGUGAUCAGCAAACAGGCAGGAGGGAUGAUGCACAAGAUUUCUCACUCUGCAUCACUUGGGACAUACGGCGUAUUUUUGGGAAAGAUCGCGGAACUAGAUGACGUGUUUGAACAAGUUAAUAUCUCUGAACCGUCCCAAGAAACAGAGGAGAUCGAAAGACCAGAGUCCCAAGAGAUCGUUCCUGAUUCGAACUUGAUCAAAACUCUUACCUCACGGAAUGGUUUGGUCUCUGGUAACACCACGGUUGUUAAAUUGAGAGGUAGAAGUAAAGUUUGGAAAUGCGCAGGGCAUGUUUACCAGGGCGAAAACGAGACAUCGCACGUGACUUUUUACUUGGUGAUUCCGCGAAGAGAGAGUGACCACAUCAAUGUAGAUGACGUAUUGGUGGGCAGUUCUAGCGGCGGUUUUCUGGAAAAAGUGACAGAAAUUGUGACCAUCCCUUCCCCGUGGAGAACGAAGUUCGUCCACACCGAAUUAUUGUUAUGUGGAAACCUAGAAGACUCAUCAGAUGUAUUUCGGAUUAAUGAAAUUCGGAGAGGCUUACAAUAUACCUCUUGCGUUGGUGGAGAUGGAAUCCCGGGCCUUCAAAUGUUCCAGAGACGGACUCCACGAUCAGUUUCAGUUGGUAGCGUUAUACCUGGAAGACCCUCACAAGAGUUUGCUGCAAAGGUACUCCAAAGUUUCCAGAAAGAUGGCUACAACUUCUUUGAAGUUUCUCCUGUGGAAUCCAUUGAAGGCGGGGAGGUGACUGUGGCGAGCACGGGUAUCACGACAGAUAGACAUGCAAGACAGAAGAGAACGACAUUCACAGCGGGAAAAAGAUUCAAGGCAACGUUUCCAGUAACCCUAGGGAAGGUUAAGGCAAAGAUUGCAUAG